AUGGCCGGUGCUUCACCAGCAGAAGGAUUCCUCGAGCUGUUUACACAGUCUGGUGAAUGGAAGAGAGUCUGUGAAGACAGCUUAACCGAAAGUGUGGCAGGGGUGAUUUGUGGAGAACUUGGCUAUCCUGGUUUCAAGGAGAUCUCAUACGUGAACUCCGCAUGUGCAUCUGAUCAUCUAAAAGACAACUGUACAAGAGCCCCAACUUGCAACCCUAAUACAUAUCGUCUGGUGGAUUGCACAGCUGAGCAUUCAAUGUGUUCGUCUGAGAAGGUCGUCAAAAUAAUAUGUCAUGAGCCCGGAUAUAAAGGAUGCUAUGAACUCGACACUGAGACAUUACAGAACAUCCCUAGAUUUACUUUCCCAUCGACUGCACGCUGUAUCAAUUCGUGUAAAACACACGAAAUCCAAACUAUCGCUAUUAUGAAUCACGUUAAAUGUUUUUGUUCCACAUCUGCCGAAGUCCAGUUGGUAGAUGCACCGAAGUGCAGCAAAGAAACAACGUCGCUAUUAAAAAUGGCAGUUUAUGACGCUUCUGUAGGUUUCUGUGAGGAGCUGAACGACACGAUUGGUGGAUCUUGGGAUUCUAACAUCACGUGGUUUGGUUCUAUCCUUCAUCUUACAUGUAUGGAUGGAUACAGUCUGAAAGGCAACGGAACUCUGCAAUGUGUGCCAGGAUUAACACCAUAUUAUCCCAUGUGGAACGACUCAGUUCCAGAUUGUAUAAUGGGAGGUUUUAGGGAUGACCCUUUUUCCCGUAAGCCGUAA
This is a messenger RNA of Strongylocentrotus purpuratus (purple sea urchin), 768 nucleotides long. RefSeq lists its product as uncharacterized. Gene Ontology annotation, cellular component: membrane. The record is from RefSeq and is a predicted model, not a curated record. The transcript is spliced from 5 exons. Bases 1 to 768 code for a protein of 255 amino acids. Lineage: Eukaryota; Metazoa; Echinodermata; Echinoidea; Camarodonta; Strongylocentrotidae.